Molecule: messenger RNA, 1053 nt
Organism: Danaus chrysippus (African queen)
Lineage: Eukaryota; Metazoa; Arthropoda; Insecta; Lepidoptera; Nymphalidae
Source: the annotation of a GenBank genome assembly
AUGCCGUCUGUAAAGCAUUAUUCUUCAAGUGAAGUGAAUCAGUAUGAAUUAUCUUCUAGAUUAUUAUCGUUAACCGAAAACAAUACUUCUUAUACCCUUACACAAAUAAAUGGCCAAAGGAUUUACAGAAAAGCACCUCAUGCUUGGAGUGGUCCGGAACCAUCGAGGAACUGCGAGGUAUUCAUUGGUCGUAUACCACACGAUUGCUUCGAAGACACCUUGGUGCCUCUGUUUCGCCAGGCGGGGGAACUGUUUGAGUUUCGUCUCAUGAUUAAUUUUUCCGGUUGGAACAGAGGAUAUGCAUUCGCUAUGUAUACCACCGAGGAAGAGGCGAGCAACUCUAUACGAAUGUUCAACAAUUAUAUGAUCCGACCCUCUUGGCAACUUGGUGUAUGCCCAUCGAUCAACAACUGCCGCAUCUUCAUAUCUCGCAUACCAGCUACAACGCCGACGUCAGAAAUAGUUCGUUUGGUGUACGCUCUGACGGAGGAAGUGCAGGAGGUGCGCGUGCGACGCUCAGCGGCGGCCUGCGCAGCCAUCGUGGAGUACCGCUCACACCGCGGGGCUGCUAUGGCGAGGAAGGCGCUGGUGGCGGCUGCUGCGGCGGCCUGGGGCGCCGGUGCACGACCCGCCGUCGACUGGUCACUACCUCAGUCGCCGCAGCUGUUGAGACAGUAUAGGGAGGUGGGUCGUUGGAGUCCCGAGCGUGGCGUGGAGCUUACUCGGGCAGGUGAUGACCCUCCGGCGGUGGGCGUAGUGUCAGCGGGCGGAGCGGGCGGCGGCUCCUACACGCUGGAGCGAUGGUCGCAGGCUCGACGGCUGAGGAUGAUACAUGAGGCACAGCGGAACGCACACGCCGCCGCUGCCACUCAGGCCACACCCUUACCAACCGCUCACGACUGGUCCCCUCAGGGCAUAGAUUCCCUGGUGUCGUCUCUGUCGUCGCUGGGUGUGUCUCGAGUGUGGGCGGCGCCGCCUCCGCCCGCUCGUGACUUCAACCCCUGGACCGCGCGCCACCCGCUCGAGGAGUUCAUGCCGCACCGCUCACAGUGA